GGGCAAGCCUGUCAGGCCAUGGGCAACUUGUACCAUACGAAUUGUUUCGUGUGCUGCUCAUGUGGACGAGCCCUUAGGGGCAAAGCCUUUUAUAACGUUCAUGGAAAAGUUUACUGUGAAGAGGAUUACCUGUAUUCUGGUUUUCAACAAACUGCAGAAAAGUGUGCCAUAUGUGGACAUCUCAUCAUGGAAAUGAUUUUGCAAGCUAUGGGCAAAUCCUACCAUCCUGGUUGUUUCCGAUGUUGCAUCUGCAACGAAUGCCUGGAUGGUGUUCCCUUUACUGUUGAUGUUGACAAUCGAAUAUAUUGUGUCAACGAUUAUCACAGGAUGUUUGCACCAAAGUGUGCCAGUUGCGGCAAAGGUAUUACUCCAGUAGAAGGCACAGAAGAAACAGUCCGAGUUGUUUCCAUGGACAGAGACUUCCAUGUGGACUGUUAUGCAUGCGAAGACUGUGGAAUGCAAUUAACAGACGAGCCCGACAAACGUUGCUACCCAUUAGGGGGCUCCUUGAUGUGCAGAGCAUGCCAUUUGCGUAGAGGUGGAAGUGCUAAUCGAAGUGCCACUUCGAUGUCCUCCACAUCGGAGCAGGACUUGCUGGUUCCUGCCAGCUGCCAGUAUAUGGGAUAAGGGAGAUAAAUUUACCCAGGGAUAUUUGUAGUAGUAACUGAUAUAAAAUUAAAGCUGCUUUAACCCUCCGUCGGUCGGAUAUUUUUUCACCUUCGAACGGUCGGAAAGGUCUGG
Messenger RNA from Ctenocephalides felis (cat flea), 741 nucleotides. Its product is annotated as LIM domain-containing protein jub-like. Lineage: Eukaryota; Metazoa; Arthropoda; Insecta; Siphonaptera; Pulicidae. Gene Ontology annotation, cellular component: P-body; nucleus; adherens junction. The coding region runs from base 19 to 627 and encodes 202 amino acids. The record is from RefSeq and is a predicted model, not a curated record. Gene Ontology annotation, molecular function: transcription corepressor activity. Gene Ontology annotation, biological process: cytoskeleton organization; response to hypoxia; negative regulation of hippo signaling. The transcript has 4 exons.